Colletotrichum destructivum is the source of this 1978-nucleotide messenger RNA. RefSeq lists its product as uncharacterized. The record is from RefSeq and is a predicted model, not a curated record. NCBI's taxonomy places the organism in Eukaryota, Fungi, Ascomycota, Sordariomycetes, Glomerellales, Glomerellaceae. Bases 93 to 1274 code for a protein of 393 amino acids. The transcript has 2 exons.
GCUACUUAAAUGUGACAUGAUGAGCAGCCACUAGGUAUGUCAAGGUCUGCCUGUUCGAACGACAUACCUCUUGUUCGAAUACCAUUCAGCACAUGCUGCAACGUUGCCUACAGCCGCAAAGAAACGGAUCUGUAAUCAGUAACCGCCUCUCAGCAACGAUCUUCCAGCGACGGCAGACAGGAGCUUCGAUGAUGACACCCCACACAACCAACAACCGCCCGAAAACGAGGCAAAGGAUACUCAAAGCAGCCCCGGCCUUGGAGGUGCCGCACAUCGAAGAGAAUGCUUCAGAGAGGAAGCGGGUGCUGAACGUUCUAGCACAGCGCAGGUAUCGAGAACGCAAGAGGCAAACCCGACUCGCCGGGGAUAACAAGAAGCCAGCCGUUGUCCCAGAACACCAAGUAUUUGAGACAUGUGCUGACGGCGGCGUUCCGGACGUUGCCCCUCCAUUUGUACCUGAUGCCGUCGACCUGAUUGAGCAGGUUGCAGACCAGGGCUUACCAUCGACCAGUGAAGCAGGUGACGCUACUGCGGGAUUCAGUCUGGACGCGUCUGCGGUGUGGUUGACGGAUCUGUCAGAUGGCGGCUCGAUAUCGAAUAUGUUGUGCGACGCGAAUCCAUCCAUCUUUGGCUCAGGCGUGGAAAGCGACAUCGCAACAGCGGCGUUGCCUAGCCCGCCAUCAACUGUUGACCCCGCGUCGAUGAUGGAAUGCGCGUCCCUGUCGCCGCCCGAAUUCCCUGACAGCUAUCUCCUCCCUAUGAGCGACUUGAAGGUCCUCAAAGCGCUUCUCCGGGUGGCUACUCGUUUAGGGUCUCGUUCUGUCAUGUGGGACCCCGCAGCGACCUCGCCGUUCAAUUUGGGCGUGGGGACGCCGGCCGAGCUGCUGCCCGAAACGUGGAGGCCAACGACAUCACAGGUCCUCGUGCCCCAUCACCCAAUCAUGGACUUUCUGCCGUGGCCAGAUGUGCGCGAUAGAAUCAUCAACCUCUUCAGUCUGCCCGACGAGGCAAGACCACCCGCGGCACGGGGCCAACUCGGACUAGUUAACUUUGCGUACGACCUGGAAGACUCUGGGGAAGGAGCGCGUAUCUGGGGCGCCGACCCAUACGAUGAGUCGAGCUGGGAAGUCGGUCAGGUCCUGUUCGAGAGGUGGUGGUUUGUGUUCGACAGGAAGGUCAUUGAACAGAGCAAUAAGUGGCGGCGGUUAAGGGGCGCCGCUGCAUUACAGAUGCGGCCAGGCAGUGUGGUCGAUCUGUCCGAGACCGCCAAUUGAGCCGUCCUGAUGUCUCAAGGCGGAAGCCUGUACGAAGGGGCGACUAUCGCGAAUGUCCUUCACAGACAGUCGAGGGUCUUUCUGGACUUUCUGGUCUGCAUGGUUGGUGGUUAUCAGCCACACAGGUCGUCACGCACUGGCCCGGCGUGCUUAUACAGUUCAUGGCCAAGGCCAGACGGACAUUUGUAUUCACCGCAACAAGUAGAGACUCCAGAAAGAGAAGCUGUAGCCGGGCAGAGAGGCUAGAAGCACGACAUGCAGCAUGCGAGCGGACGAGCUAGUGCAUGUAGUCGCGGGUGAGAGACGCUUGACCGGAGCUCAUUGGCCUCGUGGAGGGGCCUUUGCGGGAGCAGGUCGACUGGCCGAAUGCAACUCGACACCUGUAUUCCGGACGUGUCUCAGAGGAAAGAGGAGGCACUGUAGCUUUCCGCUCAACUCAAGGUUGGCACUGCGCAGCAGACUUGAUGCAAGUACUCCGGAGCUUGCGCCGUUGUCGCAGUCGGGUUUGGUUGCGGAUGCACGGAGAGUAAUUGGCCAUAGUGCAAUGGGCCCUGAGAUGGACAAUGUAUCAAAACUAUCCGAUGGCCAACUUUGUUCGUCGGGACAUGACACAGAACAGAAUCCCAUAAUGUCCGGAACAGCCUUUGUGACGCAGGGUUGAGCAUCAUACUACAGGCGAGCGUCAUUUAUUGAAAGGUUUCCAG